This is a messenger RNA of Phascolarctos cinereus (koala), 1140 nucleotides long. The record is from RefSeq and is a predicted model, not a curated record. NCBI's taxonomy places the organism in Eukaryota, Metazoa, Chordata, Mammalia, Diprotodontia, Phascolarctidae.
AUGGAUCAGAGGCCUCAUGAGGUGUUUGUGGAACUGAAUGAGCUCAUGCUGGACAAGGCCCAGGAGCCUCAAUGGCGUGAAACUGCUCAGUGGAUCAAGUUUGAGGAGGACGUGGAAGAGGAGACCAAGUGUUGGGGGAAGCCCCACGUGGCUUCCUUGUCUUUCUAUAGCCUUCUGGAGCUGAGGAAAACCAUUGCCCGAGGGGCCACCCUCCCGGACCUAGAGCAGACCACCUUGCCUGGCAUCGCACACCUUGUGGUGGAAACAAUGAUCAUGUCAGACCAAAUCCGUCCUGAGGACAGAGCAAGUGUACUGCGCACUCUGUUACUAAAACACAGCCACCCUAAUGAUGACAAAGAGGGAGGCUUUUUCCCCCGAAACCCCUCAAGCUCCAGUGUGAACUCCAUGCUGGGGAACCAUCACCCAACUCCAGGCCAUGUUUCUGACAAUGCUGUCCCCACUAUGGUGGAUGACCUUAGUGAAUCAGCUCCACUCUGGCCCCAUAAUCCUGACGGCAGAGAGAAGCCCCUGCACAUCCCUGGAGGAGAUGGCCACAGAGGGAAAAGCUUGAAGCUGCUGGAUAAGAUUCCUGAGAAUGCUGAAGCCACAGUUGUGCUUGUGGGCUCUGUCCCUUUUAUGGAACAGCCUGCUGCAGCUUUUGUCCAGAUGAAUGAGGCUGUGCUCCUGGAAUCUGUCCUUGAGAUUUCCGUGCCUGUCUGUUUCAUCUUUGUGACGCUGGGACCGAGAGAGGCUGGCAUUGACUACCACGAGUUGGGACGCUCCUUUGCUACUCUCAUGUCCGACAAGCUAUUCCAUGAGGCUGCAUACCAGGCGCAUGACUGGCAGGAUCUGCUGGGCGCCAUCAGUGAGUUCCUGGAUUGCAGUAUUGUGAUCCCACCAUCUGAGGUGGAAAGCCUAGAUCUGCUGCAGUCAGUGUCUGCCUUCCAGCGGGAGCUCCUCAGCAAGCGGAGGGAGCUGGAGAGCAAGACACUGGUAGUUCCCCGGGGAGUGUACUCUGCUCCAAAAAAAGAAAUGUCAAUGGAUUUAGGAGCCAGUGAUGGGGGCCCGGAUGAUGACCCCCUUAAACGGACGGGCUACCUGUUCCAUUCCAUUCCAAUGCAAUGGCUCAAAAUCCUCUGA